Molecule: messenger RNA, 1004 nt
Organism: Sipha flava (yellow sugarcane aphid)
Lineage: Eukaryota; Metazoa; Arthropoda; Insecta; Hemiptera; Aphididae
Product: trypsin-1-like
Exons: 6
Coding region: 64-948 (294 amino acids)
Biological process (GO): proteolysis
Molecular function (GO): serine-type endopeptidase activity
Source: RefSeq, a predicted model, not a curated record
UUAAUGGAAAAUUAAUAUGAGGUCACAUGAAAAUGUUUUCAAUUAGCUAAUCAUUUGCUCAGUAUGUGGGCUAGUGAAAUGGAAAUUAUAACAAUGGUGUUCAUAAUGAAUGGUUAUGCAGAUUAUUUCCAAGCUUGUGGCACAAGAGUAGUAUCUCAUCAUCUAAACCAACGAAUAUGGCCACAGACAAAAAUUAUUGGAGGAUCGUCUACACCUUACGGAGCUUACCCGUGGCAGGUUGAAUUACAAGCAUACAAAGGAGGAUGGGAACAUCAUUGUGGAGGAGCACUUGUUUCUGAGACUAUAGCCUUAACAGCUGCUCAUUGUUUAAAGGACUUUAAAAAAUCGCAAUUGCGAAUUAUUGUUGGUAAACAUAAUCUAGCAAAAAAUGAUAAACAUGAAAAAACGUAUAGAGUUCAAAAGGCAAUAAUUCACCCAGACUUUAGAAAAGAUGGACCACACAGCCAUGACAUAGCCAUAUUAAAGAUUAAUGCUUUCAACAGUAAUGGAAUAAAAUUUGAUUCUCACGUGCAACCAAUAUGUUUGCCAGAAUAUUAUACAAAAUCCAAUGACGUAGAUUGGUGUACUGUAACUGGAUGGGGAGCACAAAAACAAGACGAUAUGACUAGUUUACCCAAAGUACUGCAAGCAGCAUCUGUCCCACUGCUGGAUUUGGAAACGUGUCGACAUAAUGAUGUAUAUGGAGGCCGACACCAAUUUAUAUUGGAUAGUAUGUUGUGUGCAGGAAGUUUAGAAGGUGGCGUUGAUGCUUGUGGAGGCGAUUCUGGAGGACCUCUGGCUUGUCAGAUCAAUGGAAAGUUUACAUUGGCAGGUGUAGUGUCAUGGGGUGAUGGAUGUGGCAAAAAAAAUAGGCCAGGUGUAUACACACGAGUGUCAUACUAUAUAAAUUGGAUAAAAAAGGCUAUGCUAGAACUCGAAAAUAAUUAAAAUGGCUUAGCAAAAAUAGAAAACGACUAUAAUGAUUUUUUUAUUCAAAUUUUAUU